CUCUGUCCACGCGUCCAAACCACGUCUUCAUCUCCCUCCUUGUUCGACUCUACUUCACUUCUCCCUCUAUCUCUGUAUCUGUAUCUGUAUCUGUAUCUCAGUCAAAUCAAUGUUAGUAUUCGCCUAAUCGACCCUCCAAUCAUUCACCAUUAUCCACAUCAUCAAACAAUGUCGGACGAUGCUGCUCCCAAACAGCCAACGGAGUGGUCAUCGACCCUCCUAAUCGCUGCCAUUUUCUCCCCUUCCCCUACUUCCUCCGCUCCUCUUCCGCAGAGGCUCAAAACCGCCCUCUCCGAUAAUAUCCCCCUUCUCCGCGAUGCCCUACUUCUGCAAUGGACCCGCCGCGGCACCCCUCUCCGCGCCUUGUUCGUUGUUUCCGUAGGGACAAUCGUUUUCCUCGCAUUGGCUGGACUAUUAGUCUUCAUGUGUUGCAGCAACAGUCAAUGCUGUAGUCAUUUCUCUUGUGAUGUCUUUAGCAGCAGCAGGAGGAUUUUUGGCUCUGCUUUGCCUGUGUUGCAGCCAUUUAUAUUGGGGCAUUAUCCGUAG
Molecule: messenger RNA, 546 nt
Organism: Salvia splendens (bonfire salvia)
Lineage: Eukaryota; Viridiplantae; Streptophyta; Magnoliopsida; Lamiales; Lamiaceae
Exons: 2
Coding region: 169-546 (125 amino acids)
Source: RefSeq, a predicted model, not a curated record